Meriones unguiculatus (Mongolian gerbil) is the source of this 8395-nucleotide messenger RNA. It is a transcript of the gene Add2, whose product is annotated as adducin 2. The record is from RefSeq and is a predicted model, not a curated record. The transcript has 16 exons. Bases 447 to 2621 code for a protein of 724 amino acids. Lineage: Eukaryota; Metazoa; Chordata; Mammalia; Rodentia; Muridae. Gene Ontology annotation, biological process: barbed-end actin filament capping. Gene Ontology annotation, molecular function: actin filament binding. Gene Ontology annotation, cellular component: plasma membrane; cytoskeleton; postsynaptic density.
CAGGGCGCGGGCGGGGACGCUGCAGCGAGCCGGGCUCUGGAGGGGGCGCUGCGCACUCGCUCGGCCCUUUGUCAGCGCUCACUGCUGGGAGCUCACACAUCUUCCAGCCUCCCGCGGGCUCUGGACUUGACUCUGACUGCAGCGCCGGCCGCGGGGACGCGGAUCUAGGGCCUUUGUCCGGAGCUGCGGGAUGCGCGGGAAGCGCCACGCAGCCGAGUAGCAGUGAGCCAAGGAAGCGGAUCCCGGAGCCGAGGAGCGCCGCCCAGCCGUGCUGGGGGCAUCAGGGGAUGGAUGCGAGCCCGCCGCAUGCGAGCUCCUACCUGCCUGUGUGAAGUGUGGCUGUGCCAGCCCUCCUAGUUGUGAAGAUCUGGCACUGAAGACAGAGACUGGACAGGCCUGGUUCAGCCCACUGGGUUCUAGGAGUGGACUGAAGCCUUCACAGGAACAUGAGUGAGGACACAGUCCCCGAGGCGGCCUCACCGCCACCCUCUCAGGGGCAGCACUACUUUGACCGGUUCUCUGAAGACGACCCUGAGUACCUGCGUCUUCGCAACCGUGCAGCUGACCUGCGACAGGACUUCAACCUCAUGGAGCAAAAGAAGCGAGUCACCAUGAUCCUGCAGAGUCCUUCUUUCAGGGAGGAGCUGGAAGGCCUCAUCCAGGAGCAGAUGAAGAAGGGCAACAACUCCUCCAACAUCUGGGCCCUACGACAGAUCGCGGAUUUUAUGGCCAGCACCUCCCACGCAGUCUUCCCAGCUUCUUCCAUGAACUUCUCUAUGAUGACGCCCAUCAAUGACCUCCACACUGCCGACUCCCUGAACCUGGCCAAGGGGGAGAGGCUUAUGCGGUGCAAGAUCAGCAGCGUCUACCGCCUCCUGGACCUCUAUGGCUGGGCACAGCUCAGCGACACAUACGUCACGCUGAGAGUGAGCAAGGAGCAGGACCACUUCCUGAUCAGCCCCAAGGGGGUUUCCUGCAGUGAGGUCACGGCAUCUAGCUUGAUCAAGGUGAACAUUCUGGGAGAGGUGGUGGAAAAGGGCAGCAGUUGCUUCCCAGUGGACACCACAGGAUUCAGUCUGCACUCAGCCAUCUAUGCCGCUAGGCCCGACGUGCGCUGCGCCAUCCACCUGCACACACCAGCCACAGCAGCGGUGUCAGCUAUGAAGUGUGGCCUCCUUCCUGUCUCCCAUAAUGCCCUGCUGGUGGGGGACAUGGCCUACUAUGACUUCAAUGGGGAAAUGGAGCAGGAAGCAGAUCGAAUCAACUUGCAGAAGUGCCUUGGACCCACCUGCAAGACUCUGGUGCUAAGAAACCAUGGCAUGGUCGCUCUGGGUGACACCGUGGAGGAAGCUUUCUAUAAAGCCUUCCACCUACAGGCUGCGUGUGAGGUACAGGUGUCAGCUCUGUCCAGUGCUGGAGGAACUGAGAACCUCAUCCUUCUAGAGCAAGAGAAACACCGGCCACAUGAGGUGGGCUCUGUGCAGUGGGCCGGCAGCACCUUUGGGCCCAUGCAGAAGAGCCGGCUGGGAGAGCACGAAUUUGAAGCCCUCAUGAGAAUGCUGGACAACUUAGGCUACAGAACAGGCUACACAUACCGCCACCCCUUUGUCCAAGAGAAAACCAAACACAAAAGCGAAGUGGAGAUCCCAGCCACAGUCACUGCCUUUGUGUUUGAAGAGGAUGGCGCCCCAGUCCCUGCCCUGCGCCAGCAUGCCCAGAAGCAGCAGAAGGAAAAGACCCGCUGGCUUAACACACCCAACGCCUACCUGCGGGUAAACGUGGCCGACGAGGUACAGAGGAACAUGGGUAGUCCCCGGCCCAAGACCACGUGGAUGAAGGCUGAUGAAGUGGAAAAGUCCAGCAGUGGCAUGCCCAUACGGAUCGAAAACCCAAACCAAUUUGUGCCUCUCUAUACGGACCCCCAAGAAGUGCUGGACAUGAGGAACAAGAUUCGAGAACAAAACCGGCAAGACAUAAAGUCUGCAGGGCCUCAGUCCCAGCUCCUGGCCAGCGUCAUCGCCGAGAAGAGCCGGAGCCCGUCUACAGAGAGCCAGCUGAUGUCCAAGGGCGACGCAGAUACCAAAGAUGAAUUGGAGGAGACGGUGCCCAACCCCUUCAGCCAACUCACCGACCAGGAGCUGGAGGAGUACAAGAAGGAGGUGGAAAGGAAGAAGCUAGAACAGGAACAGGAAGGGGAGAAGGAAGCCGCGGAGGAGCCUGGCUCACCUGUAAAGUCCACACCUGCAUCUCCAGUGCAGAGCCCGACGAAAGCAGGGACCACGAGCCCAGCGGUCUCACCGUCCAAGGCUUCGGAGGAUGCCAAGAAGCCAGAAGUCAGCAAAACUACCACAGAGCCUGAGCCAGAGAAACCAGAAGGUGUGGUGGUGAAUGGGAAGGAGGAGGAGCCGAGCGUGGAAGAGGUCCUCAGCAAAGGACUGGGCCAGAUGACCACCAAUGCUGACACCGAUGGCGACAGCUACAAGGACAAAACCGAGUCAGUUACCAGUGGCCCCCUGUCCCCAGAAGGCUCACCCUCCAAGUCACCCUCCAAAAAGAAAAAGAAAUUCCGAACCCCCUCCUUCCUGAAGAAGAGCAAGAAAAAGGAGAAGGUGGAAUCCUGAUUGGUGGCUCAGCGGGCCCCGCUGCAUCCCUGCCCUCCUUCCUUACCCUUCUCCCAACUCUGCCCCUGGAGCAUUGGGCCAAUGAGGGAUAGAGGAGGACCUGGGAUCACACUCAGAGGGGAGGGUAGGGCCUGCCUUCCCAGAGCAACCAGGUGUCUUGCUCACAGUCAGAGUUAGUUGGUGGCAGAGCCUGCCCUAGAUUUGAGCUUCCUGACACCCAUGGUCAUGCUCUGCCCUCUGAACAACACUGCCUCGUCCUGGGCUGCCUAUGUUAAGACACCACCUGCCCACCUGAGCCCAGGGCAGGAAGGCCAAGCACCAGGCACCAUCACGGAUGCUCACAGGCCAAGGCUUCCUCUGAAUAAGCUCCAUCUCUUCCCAGGAAUCCUGCCUCCUGCUGAUGGAGCUGUCUCCACAGCAAGAAGCCAUGCUUCUCUCUUCCAUUUUGGGUCCCUGCUCCCUGCUCAAGUAACCAGGCAGACUAACCUGUCUCCCCCCACCCUAUCCCCGCCCAACGGAAGUUAAUCUCUGAUCCCCAGGCUGAUGGCUUAGCUUGCCCUUUCCCAAACACUAACCCUGAGCUUUCUCCAUGGAACCUAUUGAGUGAUGGGUAGAAAAAUCCUAAGAGCUAACAGAGGGCAAGCAAAGUCAGCCUGAUGAGUGGGUAGGGGCAUCUAUGAGCCCAGGAGCCUGAUCUAUCUGUGUUGUAUAUCUCAUGGGCUGAAAAUUUAAACCCAACUGUAGCAUAAGAAAAAGCCUCAUGCUUGGGGCAGACAUUCAGGGACACCUCUAUCUGCUGCUGGCAUUGAGUUGUGUGAGGCAGUCAGCAACCUCUUUGGCUUUGAGUGAUACGUAGCACUGUACCUGCCUCACUCUUGCCCGGCAGCCAGGUGUCCCUUGGCCUUCCCAUAUGCCCAAGAGCCCUUGCCCACAGACUAGAGCAUCUUACUCUUGGCACCUUGACCUUGACUCUUUGGGUCCCAACUCUGAGUCACAGAGGGUCCAGCAGAAGACGGCCAGAAGUGAGUCCUUUGGGAUUAAUUCUCUCUUACCAACUUUAAGACAUGGCUAACAUUACCAACUCCAUCACUGUCUUGCAUCCUCAGGCUUGGCAAUAGGCAGAGCUAUUAUUUUAAACACCAACACCAGUUUUUCCAUAUCCUCCCAAAGAGUAGUGUUGGUUAAUGAACACUUCUGGCUCCAAGACAAUCCAUCUUCCUUAAAGCACAGUGUCUUCAAAGAGUGUUUCUCUUUUUUGUCCUGAUUAUUGUAGAGGUAUUUUUGAAAUUGCUUGACUUAUCAUCAUUUUUCACUUUGCACACUUGUGUCUACAAAUGGUGUACAGGCUUUACCCUCUGCCCUCUCAAUACUCCAUUCCUUCCUUUUUAUAGUAAGGAAACCGAACCCCAGCAGGGAUAACCGACUUGCUGAGCAAGAUCUGAAGGCUAGGUUGGAAGCCAGGUCAGUCUGAGCCUGCUUUAGCCCACUGGCCAUCUCUGCAACUGAUCUUGGCCAUGUAGUGUUAGCACUUGAGAUGACGGUAGGGAGGCCACCCUCUCUACCUCGGUGUCACCCUCAGUGGCACAUGUGAGUGUGCUGGUGAAUGUGGGUGGUGGCGAUGUCUACACCUCUGACAGCAGAGAUCUGAGCCCUCUGGUUGAGGCAGAAAAUCCCACCACAGCUGGCUGUCUCUUGAGCAGAGCUGAGAACCUAGUGCAGAUCUGGGGCUACUGCCUAGGCCCCAUUUUGCUCUGCUUUCUGAUUAAGUCAAGUCUAAUUGCAGACAACCUAAUGUCCCUGUGUACAAUUGCUCAGAGUCUCCUAUCACCCUACAGAAGACACCUUAAAAAUAAGAUUUCACAUUUACUCAUCCAUUCUCUUCGUAUUCAUUCAGCAUCCACUGUGUCAGGCAUUGUUAAAAAGAUGAGAAGAGUCGAUCCCACAGAGGCAGCGUUUGUGUGAACUGGUGCUGAGAGAUGAGGUCCUCUGGCUUUGUCCAACAUGUUCGCUUUAUUCCCUUUGUAACAGUGAAGCUUGAGUAGGCUAAAAUGUCAGAGCUUUGCUAGAGUGUUACUUGGGGUCAAGGCCAUGUGCUCAGCUCACACUCAGCCUCUCUUCAUUCCUUGUGUGUUCAGAAACCCCUUCCCUGUGAGCAUGUGAGACAUGUAGUCGAAUUACAGAGCAGGCAGGGUACAGGGGUGACCCAGGGCAGCAAUGAUUGACCAUCCAAUCGUCUUGUACAUGGGCACAUGGAAACCAUCUGGAAAACUGAAGAGAAAAACAAAAGCUAGCAGAGGUAGACAGAUAUGAGAGCAUGGGACUCUAUAUUGUGUCCUUCUGGGCCUUGUGGAAUUGCCAGAGCAUCAUGUGAAAGGUGACAGGAAGUGGUUCACAUCCCAGGUGGGCAGGGCUGGGUCCUAAGAACCCUUGUAGACAGUGUGAGAGAUCUGAGUUUUGGCAUGUCUUGGACACUGAGGACAGUUAAGGUAGAAUCAUAAAUAGAAGCGUGUUGUAGAGUUCCUUUGGUGGCCGUGAGAGUGUGCUGGUAAGGUUAUUGGCUGGUCCCGUGUGCUGUGCUCUACCCCACUGCAUGAUAAGAACAUCUGAAGAGGUUUUUACCAAGAUAAUGCUGGGUUCACAGCCUCAGGGCCCCAUUUUGCUUUGGAAUGAGAUCACAGUAGACAUGUAGAGACAUUUUGUCCAUUUCUUUCUUGUGAAUAAAGGAUGUGAUGUGCACAGCUCUGAGGACGGUAGAAAUGGCUGUGCAGACUAGACAGGACAUUUCUUUGGCUCUUGUAAAAGUUGAUCCAAGGUUCAACUGGCAAGGAGGGAUUUUUGUUAGUUUGGAGUUUACCGGUCACUGGCUUGUUUCUCGCCGAGCCACUGCAAUUGCUACUCUCUAGGGGAGGAAGGCUGGACUGGUGCUACUGCCAACCAGCUGAUCAGAAAGGAGAAGCAGCUUCUCAGCCUGUUUGCACACAGAGAGAGGUAAUCCUGAUUCCCCUGAUGUCACCCGCUAGGAGUGGUUGUCAUCUGUGAGGACCACCCUUUCUGUAUGACCAUACCCCAAACUGGAAAAUAACCUUGCCUAGAGACCCUCUGUACCCCGGUCUGAAUCUGGGCCCUUAUUCAGCUGACCCAAGGUCUGGUCCCUCUUAAGCCAUGAAAGAGCCAGCUGAUACUUGGUAGUAAGUAUGAAGUCCUUGUUCUGUGGACAGAGGAUAUGAGGGACUUGGAUGAGGACCACAAAUCUCUCACAAUUCCCAUUGUAAGGCACUGCUCAGAGCCACCCAAUCAUCAAGGCAGGGCCUGAACCUUAGCUCCUGUGGGAUGGCAAUGUGGCAAGAUGGCAGCCCCUGGCCUUGUAAUAACAGGGCCUCUGCUCUUGUCAUGAGCAGAAGUGCUGUCAUUCGCUCCUGGGAGUGUGAACAGACCUAGGUUUGGCCUUAGGAAGGUUUGCUGAGGGACAAGACAUGACCCUGUGUUGGCCUGUAUACCAGGCCUUUUCAAAGAGUGAAUUUUAUGUCUUAGUUCUAGGCCAGAUGUCAUGAGCUCUUGACAGCUGAGCAGGACUGUUGAAACACCGGUCCCUUUGCUCAGUUUACACAUGUGGCUCCACAAAUACCCCUGGGCUCUUGGCAUAGUUGCCAGCCUCUGUGGCCAGAGAGGCCCAUGAGGCUUCUUACAUUGUUCUUGUCACUAAGCCCAGCUGAACUCUCUGAGACCCCGUAUAAUUCAGAAAGCCCGAGAACUGAGUGAAAUGCCACACGCCUGCUCUCCACUCCCAUGGAAAGGACGGCACCUCACAACUUAAAAUGCAAUAGGAACUCAUGCCUGAAGCAGGUGAUUUGAUAUGAGAAGGAAGGGCUGAGAGCGGACUGAAAUUCUUGAAACACGUCAUUUUUUUUUGUGUACAUAUCUCUUUCUUCAGUGAAGAGGCAUCUACACUGAUUACUUCCCAGAGCUCUAUCUAACCAGGAUGCAUCACUCUUCUGUGAGAAGAGGCCAAUAGAAAGCUCUCUUCCCAAGGUGCCCGACUGGCCCUCACUGAAGAAGCCAGUAUGUCCAGCAGUCUGUGGGAAUCUCGCACAGUGGGGUUUCCUUCAGUGGACAAAGCAGUUUUACCAUCUUUGUGCUGACAUGGCCCUGGCGUGGCAAUCUUCUUCCCAUAGGAACAGUGAGCAAGACUCAGUUUUUGGGUGUCCCUAGAAAGUAUGGAAGUCACAUUCUACCACAGUCACAUGUGAGUGACACUACACUUUUGCCAAAUUGACUCUUGUGCUACUUGUCUUCAAGUUUCUCCCACAAACUGGGCCAUUAGUUUAAGAACUUGGGGCCAGAGGUAGAGGAGGCCACCGAUGCUGGGAGGGCUCGGCUGCAGGCUAGCCCGAGAAGGUAGAGUGUUCCACGGGACUCGGGUCCUCAGCUGCCCCUCUCCCUCUCUGUCCCAAGCACCUGGGCCAGACUGGACCCUGCGUGGUCUUCCCUUAGCUCUUAGGUAGAGAUGAUGUCACCAGAGCUCAAGGGAUGGUGAGAAGAGUCUGAACUCUCCUCCCCUCCAGCAAACCAGCCUGUACAUCUUACAAAGGCCCCUCUAGUGAUGAAUCAGGGUGGCAGUUGGACCUAAACCAUGGGUCACACUUGGGAAGCACUGCCACCCUUAUAUGAUGACAGUGCUUUGGGGAAGCUCCAGGCCCUCAUUUUAAUAGCAUCUUGUGCCUGGGAGUCUUACUAUGUCGGUGACUCAUGCCACAAGAUUGCCCUGUCUGUAAAUCUCUCACUGCUGAAAUGCUGAGUCCCGGGGUCCCUCCUCUCUGAGAAGAGGUUAGGCGGAAUGGAUGAAGCAGGUACCUAACAGAACCCAUGGCGAGCAGGGUCACGGGAACCCAGGCUGGCCAGGGAGUGCAGUGUCUUGUAAUGCUGUGGGUGGUUUUGGUGAAAUGUCUGUCUGACAAUUGUCACAUGAAUAUGACCUACUGUCUUCCCUUGUACAUAGGCUGUCUGUGUUUGGCUUUCCUAGUACGGUGGUUUCUAAGAGGGGUUCCAUGUAAUGUCUGUGCUCUGAUGUGCCACUCUCCCCAAGCUCACACACCAUCCCCACGAAUGGUUCUGCCUUUCUAUAUGCUGACACAUUGAGCCACUGAUAUACAGUUGGAUGGUUAGGCUCUUGGGUUUUAUUUUGCAAUUUUUUAUAUAUAUAUACAUAUAUAAUAUAUAUAUAUUUAUGGGUUGGUUUUAUAUGGUUUUCUGUUUGAAACUAUGAGCAACAAAGCUUCCCUUUGAUUUUCAUGAGAACUUUCCAAAGGCCUUUUGCUGCUUUGGUGUCUGACUGUGUUUGGGGUGGACUCUGCCUGUGGGUUUCUGUGUGUGUGCUGUUAUUUCACCUGCAGAUCUUACCCUAGUAAACCAGAUGUGCUUGGCUUCCCAAUGUGUGUGACCCAUCUCUGUCGCCUACUUGGGGGGUCCUGGGAAGAUGGAAGUUAGUGGGGGGCCCAUGUCUGGGAAUGCAGGUCACACAGGGAACUUUUUCACACAUGGAAAGCUGAACACAGGUCUGGCUGAGUUCUGAUGUGGGAGGGGAGGUCGUGGAACUGUGGCCUCUGAGGAGGGAGGAGAGACUAGGUGGGUCUGACAAGCUGCAAAGGCUGUGUUGCAGCAGAUGAGAUGGGGAGCAGCAGGUGCAGCUGUCCUGCCUUUGCAGCUGUGAAGGCCAGAAUGGAGGAGGCCGUUAGACCAGGAGCAGAGAGCUAGGGAGAGACGAGGCCCCUCCAAAA